AUGCCCACAAAGGUUGCCUUCUCCUUCGUGCGCCACAACCGCUACGAAGCUAUCGAGGCGAUCAUCCAACAAGAAAGCGGCAUUCUGGAAGCCAAGGACGAGUUUGGCAACAACAUGCUGCACAUCGCUUGUCAGAACGAUCAUCGCCGCAUUGCAAAGCUGCUGCUCAAGAACGGCAUCAAUGUGAACGAUCAGAACAAAGCCGGCAACACGCCUUUGCACUACUGCUUUCAGUACAACUUCUUGCACUUGUCCGACUACCUCAUCGCGCACGGCGCGGACGAGACCAUCGCCAACAAGAAGGGCCUCCUCCCCUCGGAGGGGACGGGUCUCGAGGGCGGUAUGGGCGUGUAG
Molecule: messenger RNA, 354 nt
Organism: Symbiodinium sp. CCMP2456
Lineage: Eukaryota; Dinophyceae; Suessiales; Symbiodiniaceae
Source: the annotation of a GenBank genome assembly